Messenger RNA from Misgurnus anguillicaudatus (oriental weatherfish), 1600 nucleotides. The record is from RefSeq and is a predicted model, not a curated record. Lineage: Eukaryota; Metazoa; Chordata; Actinopteri; Cypriniformes; Cobitidae.
CUUGUUAAUUUAUUUAUUUAUUUUUUAGUUUUUGAAGUGGUUGAAGUUAAGCUUGCACAAUGCAGGCUCUCUGGCCUCUGUGGUUGUCUGCUUCUUUAUGUCUGCUGGAUGCUUCACCGCUGUUUGUGGAGAAAGAAAGCACUAGCUCCAGGAUCUGUAAACCUGCACCUCAUUGGAAUAUCAGCGACCAAGCUCCGAUGAAACAGCUUCUGGGAAAUGUAGUCGUUGUGGCUCUUCUUAAAGCAACCUGACACUUCUGUCUCACGCAGGCCGCCAGGGUUGGAGAACUGCGUGACAAGUUGGCCCGUGGCAAUCUGACUGACAUUGCAUUUCUGAUUGUCAAUGAGCAGGAUGCAAUGUCCAGAGCCAUGUACUGGGAACUUAAGAGAAGGGCAGCCAAGGGUAUCCCUGUAUAUCAGCAGACCCCACUGCAAAAAGAUGUCUGGGAGAUCUUAGAGGGAGACAAAGAUGAUUUUUUGGUGUAUGAUAGAUGUGGAUUUUUGACCUUCCAUAUUGUACUGCCAUACAGCUUUCUUCACUACCCUUAUGUAGAAGCUGCCAUCAGAGCCACAUACCACAAAGACAUAUGCAACUGUUCACUGAGUGCUAAUUCAACCAUGUCAGCAGACAACAAGAAACCUGAACUUACAGAGCCUGCUGUUGAACCACCAACAUCUAGUCUUCAUCAUCACCAUCAUACGCAUCAUCAUCAUCAUCAUCAUCCACCACACAAUAACACUAAUGAAAAAAGAAGUGAACCAAAGGAGCCAACCGAGCAUUCUCAUAAAAAACAUAGCUUGUAUAACAUAAAGCGUUAGGGCCUACAUUACAGUAUUUACUGCUACAAUACACAAUCUUAUAUGAUAGUUAUGUUUUACAACAAACCCUACUGCAGGACCACAUGGAGCACAUGCACAAAUAAACAACUGAAGAGAUUUGUGUGAUAUAAACCAGCUGAAUGUAUGUACAGUACACUGUCAGAAAUAAAUGGUCCCACACUGUCACUGUGAUAGUACCCUUUAAAAAAGUAAUGUAUACAUUACCAAUAUGUGAAGGUACUAAUGUGAACUCUUUAGUUGCAAGGGUGUACUUUUUGAAAGGGUACCGUCUCCAUGACAUCUAGGGACAAAUUUUAACCAUUUUUUCUGACUAUGUGAAUAUGCUGAUAGGAUGGAUUUGUGGAUUUAUUGAAUAAUUUGUAUAGUUAUUUUUUUAGAUAUGAAAAUAUGUUUUGUUUUUUUAUAACAGAGCUGGUCUAGAAUCAGACCUUUAUAUUGACCUUAAACGUGGGAAUUCUGAUGGUUGUGGGUGUUGAAAUAUCAAGUGUUUGUCCUCAAUGCUUUUAAUGAAGUGUGCACUUUAAACUUGGAUCAGGGGUCUGCAUACAGAUGCUGAGCAGAGGGGUCAACUAUGACUAUACAGUACACUAUAUCAGUAUUUCCUCAUAUCUAAAAUUUUGAAACAAAGAGCUUUGUUAAUAUUGUCCAUUUACAACAGCUACUGUUUAUUUGUUAAUGUCUGAAAUAUUAACUAAGGGAGUGUCACAAUUGUUCACAACCAAGUUCUAAAAUAAAUUCACAUCAGCAUAUGACAUACAACA